Humulus lupulus (European hop) is the source of this 2056-nucleotide messenger RNA. Its product is annotated as pentatricopeptide repeat-containing protein At2g29760, chloroplastic-like. The record is from RefSeq and is a predicted model, not a curated record. The transcript has a single exon. Gene Ontology annotation, biological process: RNA modification. Bases 386 to 1930 code for a protein of 514 amino acids. Gene Ontology annotation, molecular function: RNA binding; protein binding. Lineage: Eukaryota; Viridiplantae; Streptophyta; Magnoliopsida; Rosales; Cannabaceae. Gene Ontology annotation, cellular component: intracellular membrane-bounded organelle.
UCAAAGAGUACUGGUUCUUUUUUCUCUGAGCUUUCCCCCUUUUUCUCCAAAAGUUGUUUUGACAAUUUGCAAUGAUCUCUGAUUCUCAUUGGCUUUGCCUCCAUUCUCCUCCAAACAUGCAUCUAUACAUAAACCCAAACUCAUAAUUUGACAAUUUUGUCAUGAAAAGAUGUUUCAAUUUCAACCCAACAAAUUUCCAGGAGACCCAAUUAUGAGUUCUCAGCUGCAAACCCAUUUGAGCAAACAUUGGUUCAAAUCAACCCAUUAGGCCAUUAAUUCUUGACCAACCUAUGUUUAUAUAUAUAUAUAUAUAGAUAUAUAUGUCAUUUUCUUCUGUUGUUGUGGUUGCUGUAAACAAGUCAAUUAACAACCAAACAUCCAUGCCAUGACACCAAAGUUCAGAGUUUCAUCUCUAACUCACAAGACACUAAACCAAAUUCUUACCCAACUUAUCAUAAACCCUAAACCUCACAACUUAAACCCAUUGCUAGGGUCAUUGAUAAACUCCACCAUCCCUGAAAAUGCACUGUUCAUGUACAACCAAAUGCUUUACUACCCAACUUCUCAUAACCACUACACUUUCACAUAUGCCCUCAAGGCAUGUGCUUUGCUAAAGGCUCACCAAAAGGGGCUUGAAAUCCAUGCCCGUGUUUUGAAAUGUGGUCACUUUUAUGAUGUUUUCAUCCAAAACUCGUUGCUGCAUUUUUACAUACAUAAAAACGACAUUGUCUCUGCUUCCAAAAUCUUUUGUUCGAUACGUUUUCCGAAUGUUGUUUCGUGGACUUUGAUCAUUUCAGGGCUUUGUAAAUGUGGUUUUGAAGAGGAAGCCAUUGUUAAGUUCUUGUCUAUGGAUGUGGAGCCUAACUCUUUUACACUUGUUAGUGUUAUGUCUGCUUGUUCUAGUCUAAGAGCUUUGAAGCUUGGUAAAGCAGUUCAUGGUUAUAGUUUAAGGAACUUGAGUGAACAUAACAUUAUUUUGGAUAAUGCAAUUCUGGAUUUUUACACGAGUUGUGGGUGUUUGGUUAAUGCAAACAACUUGUUUGAUAAAAUGCCUAAAAGAGAUGUUUUUUCUUGGACUACACUAAUAGGUGGCUAUGCACAGACAGGGCUUUGUGAUGAAGCCGCCACACUCUUCCAACAAAUGGUUGAAGGUGAUGAGGCUAAGCCUAACCAGGUCACCAUUGUCAACCUAUUGUCAGCUUGUUCAUCCGUUGGUGCUUUGAAUUUAGGAGAAUGGAUACAUACCUAUAUCAAUGGUCAACCUGAUCUUGUAAUAAGUGGUAAUGUGGGAAAUGCUUUAAUCAACAUGUAUGUCAAAUGUAGCCAUCUGGGUAUGGCCUUCCAAGUUUUCAACACCCUUAAAAGCAAGGACACUAUUUCAUGGAGUACAAUGAUAAGUGGCAUGGCCAUGAAUGGCCAUGGCAACCAAGUACUGCAACUCUUUUCACUCAUGAUAGUUCAUGGAGUUCCUCCUGAUGGUGUCACCUUUGUCAGCUUGUUAUCGGCCUGCAGCCAUGUUGGGCUCGUCGACAAAGGGUUGAUGUUCUUCAACGCCAUGAAAAAUGUUUAUGGAAUCGAACCUCGAGUUCAGCACUAUGCUUGUGUGGUUGACAUGUAUGGCCGAGCAGGGCUGUUGGAGGCUGCGGAGGAUUUCAUUAGAGGAAUGCCAAUUGAAGCAGAUGCUGCAGUUUGGGGGGCUUUGCUUAAUGCUUGUAGAAUCCAUGGAAACGAUGAGAUGUUUGAAAGAAUCAAAGGAUGCCUUGUUGAUGAUGGAGUGAACAUUGGAACUCUUGCUUUGUUAUCCAAUGCUUAUGCUAGCUCUCAUAGAUGGGAUGAUGCUCAUAAGGUUCGUGAUGAGAUGAGAUGGUUGGGAGAGAAGAAAAUGGCAGGGUGUAGCUGGAUUGAGGUCAAUCACAAUCAGCAGCCAUAGAAAGCACAAUUUUUUAAUGUAAAAAUGCUAAGCAUAGUUAGAACACUUCUAUGUUCUGUUGUAUAUGGGUACAAUUCUUUGAGAAAAGUUAACACAAAAUGCAGAAAUCGACUUCAGUUUAGUUGA